Messenger RNA from Argentina anserina (silverweed cinquefoil), 814 nucleotides. RefSeq lists its product as uncharacterized. The transcript has a single exon. NCBI's taxonomy places the organism in Eukaryota, Viridiplantae, Streptophyta, Magnoliopsida, Rosales, Rosaceae. The record is from RefSeq and is a predicted model, not a curated record. Bases 68 to 634 code for a protein of 188 amino acids.
CUGAGCUGCCAAUUUCAAAAAACCCCAGCCAGCAAUUUUGGUAUUGAAUCUAGAGAGUGAGAUCGAUAUGGGUUUAGGGAUGAACUCGAACCCGUCUCCAACCCACUACCACACCCACAAGGUGUUCCUUUUGUGCAACUACAUACUCUUGGGUGCAGCCUCCAGUUGCAUCUUCCUCACCCUCUCUCUCCGCCUCCUCCCCUCCGUCUGCGGUUUCUUCGUCAUCCUCCUCCACAUUUUCACCAUUGUCGGCGCCGUCUCUGGAUGCGCCGCUGCCUCAGCAGGGACCGGAAAGUGGUACGGUGCCCACAUGGUUGCCACCGUACUCACAGCAAUCUUCCAAGGCUCCGUGUCUGUGCUAAUCUUCACCAGAACCGGUGACUUUCUUGGGGAGCUCAAGUCUUAUGUGAGAGAAGAGGAUGCCUCUGUUAUUCUCAAAUUGGGGGGUGGCCUCAGUAUUUUGAUCUUUUGCUUGGAGUGGGUGGUCUUGACCCUUGCAUUCUUCUUGAAGUACUAUGCCUCUGUCGAAGGUGAUCACAUUCAGCUUGGUGGUAAUUCCAGAGCUGCUAUGAGGAGUUCCAAGGUGCAGCAAGAGGAGGAUUUGAAGGAUUGGCCAUGGCCCUUCCAAGUCUAAUAAUCUAUUCCUUCAUUUUAUAUAUUUCAUUCGUUUAUUCAAUGCUUGGAAUUUGGGAAAUGCCUGGGCGAGAGUUUCUUAAAUAAUUCGUACUGUAAGUUUGUAAUUUCCUGUUGUUUGUUUACCUUGUAGAGGUGGUAUAAUAUGGAAUUAAUCUAAAUUCUUACCUUUCCCCCUGAA